AUGGAGGUUGAAAGUAAGGUGUAGAGCUAAGGGAAGGAUCAAAGAUAUCAAAAUGAAGUUUCUUAUGGAAAAAGAAAGUAUGUUGGUUAGUUUUUGAAUGGAAAGCGUGACGGAAAAGGCAAAGAAGAAGAUAAAACUAACCAUACCUUAUAUGAAGGUAACUUUUAAGAUGAUAUGUAUCAUGGUAUAGGUACACUCUAUCAACUAUAAACAAAGUGCUAUUUUAAGGGAAUAUUUGAAAAAAAUUAGAAGAAAGCAGGCAUUGAAAUCUUUCCAAACGGUGAUGUUUAUGAAGGUGAGUACAAAGAUGAUUAAUUCCAUGGUAAAGGAUAUCUCAGAAAUAGAGAUUUAUUCUAUUUUAUAGAUGAUGGUAAAUCUUCUUAGUAGGUUAACGAUUAAAAAAAAGUUUAAUCAACAUACUCUUAUGAAGGCACCUUUUAGAAUGGUAAAAAAGAUGGUUUCGGCACUGAAAGGUAUAUUAAAGGCGCUGUUUAUGUAGGUGAAUUUAGAAAUAAUUAAAAACAUGGUAAAGGCAAGCUUUAGUAUCCAGAUGGUAGCUAUUAUGAAGGAGACUUUGUGAAUGGUGUUCCCUGUGGGUUUGGUGUUCAUUGUGCCUACUCAGUAGAAUAGAUAUAAAGCAUAAAACCAAUUAAAAAAGGAGCCACAAAUAAUAGCAAAGCAAAUGAAAGGUUAUAAAGAAAUAUUUAAUUGAAGGAAUCCUUAGCAAUUAAUAGUUUGCAAGAUAUUGAUAGCAGCUAACAAUUAAUCCAAAAGGAAGAUGAAAAAGAAAACUAUUAAAUGAGCUAUUUUGAUGAAAAACCUGAAUUUUACUAUGAAGGUGAGUUUAUGGAAGGUUUUAAGCAUGGAAAGGGAAGGUUUUAUUUUCCAGACGGUUCGUAUUAUUAUUGCCAGUGGGCUUUCAAUAAAAAAGUAAAAGAUAUAAUCUAUUACGAUGCUCCAGCUAAUAAGCACUGCAUAUUUACUUAUGUAAAUAUAGAAAAAGUUAUUAAUCAUUUCCAUAAACCUAUUUAAUAAGAUCCUAAUAUUGUUGGUAGUGAAAUGAUAUUAGGAUAUCCUCCAAACGAUCAAGAUGGCUAUAAGUAAAUCAUUGAUAGCUGUGGGAUAAAUGGUGAUUAAUUUGAAGACGAUGAAUUUAAAUCAAAUGAGUAAAAUAUGAGUUUCCCUGAUUCUGGAAGUAGCAAAAGGGCUAAUUUAGAUAUAGAAUUUUUAAAACUUAAAGAUAAUCAUCAUUUUUAUGAUGAAGGAAAAGAUCUUUUUGAAUUCCCUAUUUAGUCAAAUACUAUAGUUUACAAUUAAUUGUCAGAUUAUCAAUUGGUUACAUGUAUUGAAGCUCUAUCUUACUUUCCUCACAUCUUUUUCAAAAUAUUUUCAGUCAGAUACGAUUUAGCUGACAUAGGAUUUGUUUUUAUUAAGCUCUAUAUUAAUGGCGAAUGGAGAGAUAUUAUACUUGAUGAUAUUUUUCCUUUUUAUGAUUCUUAAUAAGAUGUAAUUUUUUCAACUACAGUUCUGAAAGAAUUGGGAUAUUUAUUUCUUCAGAAAGCUUUCUGUAAAAUCUAGAAUUCUUUCUUUGGACACAAGUAAGACACAGAAACGAUAAAAGCCGAGGAUUAUUUCUAAAUGCUUUCUGGUCUUCCGUGCAAGAGCAUAACUUGGGAAAAUGAUUUAGAUGAAGACUAGAAAUUAAAUGUAAAAAAAUUAGUAGAAUGUAGCUCUAAAAGCUGCAAAGUAGCUUACUUAUAAGAGAAAUUCAGCCGCAGUAGAGAUAUAGAUAUUCCAAAAAAUUAUCCUUACAUCAUUUUAGAAGUUGUAGAUUUGGGAGUCUAAUAGCAAUAAUUCUAACCAAACCACACUUUAACCAAUUUAAAUAGUUUGAAUGCACCCACAAAUGAAAACUUAUUUAUAAUAUUAAAAUCAAUUGAUUCUAAUUUUAGCUUUAUUAAAAGAAGAUGUGAAGAGAAGAUUUCUUUCUCUAAACACAAUUAAAUACUUAAAGAUAUCAUUUAAAGGCAUACAAUUAUUCCUGAUGAUUUCAUGAAUUAAUAUACAAGUUUAAAGGAAAGUAACAAUCCAAUUAAUAAAAAUAAAAUAUACGAAUUCGAAGAAUACUUUAAAAAAAUUAAAUAAUCUGUAUUUGCUCUAGAUUUUGAAACUUUUAUCGAAUGCUUUGGAAGCGUUUAUUAAUUGAUUGGAGUUAACCAAAACUUUUAGAGCUCAAGCUUUGUAUAAGAAAAUAUUGGAACUUAACUGGUGGAAUCGAGAUAUUUCUUUUCAUUUAAUUUGAACUUACCAGCUAGAAUUUUAAUAAAUGUCGAGCAAUAUUUAUAGGGAAUUAGCUAACAUUUACCUGUCAGAAUACUAUUAGCUUAAGACAAAAUGGGAGUAUAUGCAUAGAGAACUAAAUAAUCUCAUACAGACGAUGGAAAUGACUAUGUAGCUAGAAACAAAAAAGAUUUUUUAAAAAGACAAUUUGUGAAGAAAGUUAAAGCAAAAAAAGAAACAGAUUUAAUUAAUAGAGAAAAAGCUAGUAAAUUAGGAAGAGAUAAAUCUUUUUCAAAAGACUAAGAUUUGGUACUCAGCUAAUAAAGGAGUUCAAAGAAAGAUGAGGAUUAGCAUAAUUCCCAACAUGAAUCAAGAAUUUACUAAAAAAAGAAGUUCCACAGCCUAAAAUAUAUAAUUGGAAAAGGGCAGUAUAAAAAGAAAAAUGUCUUUAAAACAGUUGUUUUAGAUGAAGGAACUUAUAUACUAAUGGUUCAAGUUGAAGGACCUGACCUUAAGAGUUUACAGGAUCUAAAAGAAAAUGUUAAGGAAUUUAAUUUAAAAUUAGUUGUUAAUAUAUUUGGAGAUAAUCUUCUGAAUAUUUUACAAAUCGAGCAUCCAGAAAAUUUUAUGCGCCAGGUUUACGAAUCGUGUAUCCAUAAUGCAGAAAAGAAAUACCUUGAGAAUUAGUAAAAGUAGUUAAAAGACUAAGUUCAAGAUAUUAGAUUCUAAAGAUCAGAUUUGGGUGACAGAGAAAAUGGUAGUGACUAAAUUAUUAUUUGCUAAUUCUACCUUUAAUAAGAAGGAACUUACUUAUAACUACUUGAUAAUAGAACAGAUAACAAAAGUUGGAGACAAAAAUUGUACUUUAUUACUGAAAACAUGAAGAUAGUAGAUUCAAAUGAUAAUAAGGUUGAUGUCUAUUUAGGUCCACACUAAGAUGCACUUAUUAUUAUUUAAUAAGUAAGAGGAGGUGUAUAUCGCUUAGAAGGUGGAGAGGGUAUAUGUUUAAUAGAAAAUAUUCAAAAAAAUAUAGAUUCAGACGAUAACGAUGAAUUAGAUGAUAAUUGA
Messenger RNA from Tetrahymena thermophila SB210, 3348 nucleotides. Its product is annotated as calpain family cysteine protease. NCBI's taxonomy places the organism in Eukaryota, Ciliophora, Oligohymenophorea, Hymenostomatida, Tetrahymenidae. The record is from RefSeq and is a predicted model, not a curated record. Gene Ontology annotation, biological process: proteolysis. The transcript is spliced from 13 exons. Gene Ontology annotation, molecular function: calcium-dependent cysteine-type endopeptidase activity.